GGUAAUCACACCGGGUGGUUAUUUUAAUUGACCAAGUCGGCAUCCUCCUGCUAUAAAUAAGGCCCCUCCCCCCUGCCGUCUUCUUCGUUCUAUUUUCAUCCUGAUUUCUCUCUCGUUGCGUUCUCGAAUUCUCUCAAGAUGCAGAUCUUUGUGAAAACACUAACCGGCAAGACAAUCACACUCGAGGUUGAAUCCUCUGACACCAUCGACAAUGUUAAAGCAAAGAUCCAGGACAAGGAAGGGAUCCCUCCCGACCAGCAACGUCUCAUCUUCGCUGGCAAACAGCUUGAGGAUGGCCGGACCCUUGCGGAUUACAACAUCCAAAAGGAGUCUACCCUCCAUCUUGUCCUUCGUCUCAGGGGUGGCAUGCAGAUCUUUGUCAAGACCCUGACUGGGAAAACCAUAACGUUGGAGGUCGAGAGCUCCGAUACUAUUGACAAUGUCAAGGCUAAGAUCCAAGACAAGGAGGGCAUUCCUCCGGACCAGCAAAGGUUGAUCUUUGCUGGAAAGCAGCUUGAGGAUGGCCGUACUUUGGCCGACUAUAACAUUCAGAAGGAGUCAACCCUGCAUCUUGUUUUGAGGCUGCGUGGAGGCAUGCAAAUUUUUGUCAAGACCCUAACCGGAAAAACCAUCACUCUGGAGGUCGAGAGCUCCGAUACUAUUGAUAAUGUCAAGGCCAAGAUCCAAGACAAGGAGGGCAUUCCUCCGGACCAGCAAAGGCUUAUCUUCGCUGGAAAACAACUCGAGGACGGCCGGACUCUGGCUGAUUACAAUAUCCAGAAGGAAUCCACUCUUCAUCUUGUCCUCAGGCUGCGUGGAGGAAUGCAGAUUUUCGUCAAAACCCUGACCGGCAAGACCAUCACGUUGGAGGUCGAGAGCUCUGACACCAUCGACAACGUCAAGGCGAAGAUCCAAGACAAGGAGGGCAUCCCCCCUGACCAGCAGAGGCUCAUCUUUGCCGGUAAACAACUCGAGGAUGGCCGGACUCUCGCUGAUUACAACAUUCAGAAGGAGUCGACCCUCCACUUGGUGCUGAGGCUUCGUGGAGGGAUGCAGAUAUUUGUCAAGACCUUGACGGGGAAGACGAUCACCUUGGAGGUGGAGAGCUCUGACACGAUCGACAACGUCAAGGCGAAGAUACAGGAUAAGGAGGGGAUUCCGCCGGAUCAGCAGAGGUUGAUCUUCGCAGGGAAGCAGCUUGAAGAUGGGAGGACUCUUGCUGAUUACAAUAUUCAGAAGGAGUCUACUCUCCACCUUGUGCUUCGUCUCCGCGGUGGUGAUAUGUGAAUGAUGGUGAUGGGUUUGCCCUGAUGGUCGUCGUGGUUUCUGGUCUUUCGUUGGAUGUAUUUGGUUUCGCGUCUAUUGGUGUUGGGGUUUUUAAAAAAAAACCGUGGUUUUCUGUGUUUAUGCUAUUGUCUUUAGUUGCUAUGGAUGUUUUUAAGUACAAUGCUAAGUAAAUAAUACUAGUAGUAUUUCUAUAUA
Messenger RNA from Asparagus officinalis (garden asparagus), 1482 nucleotides. RefSeq names its product polyubiquitin. The transcript has 2 exons. The record is from RefSeq and is a predicted model, not a curated record. Bases 139 to 1287 code for a protein of 382 amino acids. Gene Ontology annotation, molecular function: protein tag activity; ubiquitin protein ligase binding. Gene Ontology annotation, biological process: protein ubiquitination; modification-dependent protein catabolic process. Gene Ontology annotation, cellular component: nucleus; cytoplasm. Lineage: Eukaryota; Viridiplantae; Streptophyta; Magnoliopsida; Asparagales; Asparagaceae.